AUGCUGAGACAGGGUAUAAAGCGUGCGGUGGUGCAUGCCCGAGCCGUACAGGCCGUGUGCAAACGAACCAACAUGACCAUCACCAAAAAAGAUCUCAACCCCCAGGUGGUCAACGCCCAGUAUGCCGUGCGAGGCAAGUUGGCGGUGCGGGCCGACGAAAUCAAGGAGCAGAUGCGAACCAACCCGUCGCUGUUCCCCUUUGACAAGGUCAUCAACGCCAACAUUGGCAACCCCCAGCAGCUCGACCAGAAGCCCGUCACUUUCUACCGCCAGGUCCUGGCUAUGCUGCAGUACCCCGAGUUGAUGGAUCGGGCCGCCGACGUGGGCAUCCCCAACGACGCAGUGCAGCGUGCUCGAAAGCUGCUGGACGACAUUGGAUCGGUCGGCGCCUACUCGUCGUCCCAGGGCGUCACCACCGUGCGAAAUUCGGUGGCUAACUUCAUCCAAAAGCGAGACGGCUACGCAGCCUCGGCCUCCGACAUCUACCUCACCACAGGAGCCUCCAACGCCGUCACUUUUCUGCUCACAACUUUGGCUCGAGGCGACGGAUCGGACGGAUUCAUGAUCCCCAUUCCCCAGUAUCCCCUUUACACCGCCACCCUGACCCUGCAGAACUCCAACCCCGUCCCCUACUACCUGGACGAAGCCAAGGAGUGGGGCACCAACAUGGCUGCUCUCAACGACGCCGUCGAGUCCUCCAAGCACAAGCUCAAGGCCGUCGUGGUCAUCAACCCCGGAAACCCCACCGGAGCUUGUCUCGGCGUCAAGGAAAUCAAGGACAUUCUGCUGCUGGCACAGAAGGAGGGCAUUGCCGUGAUCGCCGACGAGGUCUACCAGGCCAACAUUUUUGCCUCUGGCCAGUUCCACUCCUUCAAAAAGGUCUGGUCCAUUCUCAAGGAGGAGAACCCCGACUUCAACGUGCCCCUGGCAUCUCUGCAUUCCACCUCCAAGGGCAAGAUCGGAGAGUGUGGCCAGCGAGGAGGCUACAUGGAGCUCGUUGGUUUCCAUGAGGACGUGAUUGAGCAGAUCUACAAGCUCUGUUCCAUCUCUCUGUGUCCCGUUGUCACCGGACAGGCUCUUAUUGAGUGUAUGGUCAACCCCCCCGUUGAGGGAGACGAAUCGUACCCUCUGUUCAACAAGGAAACCAACCACAUUAUGGAUACUCUCACCCAGCGAGCCAACCGGCUGUACGAGGCCUUCAAGGAGAUGCCCAAGGUCUCCUGCGAGCCUCCCCAGGGCGCCAUGUACCUGUUCCCCUCCAUCGAGCUGCCUGCUGGCGCCAUUGCCGAGGCCGAGCGACACAACGAGCAGCCCGACGAGUUUUACUGCAUGAAGCUGCUGGAGCAGACUGGUAUCUGUGUUAUUCCUGGCUCUGGAUUUGGCCAGAAGGAUGGCACUUACCAUUUCCGAACAACCUUCCUCGCACCUGGUGAUGACUACGGAGAGAAGAUUGUCAACUUCCACAAGAAGUUUUUGGCUCAGUACGAGUAA
Molecule: messenger RNA, 1491 nt
Organism: Yarrowia lipolytica CLIB122
Lineage: Eukaryota; Fungi; Ascomycota; Dipodascomycetes; Dipodascales
Biological process (GO): biosynthetic process
Molecular function (GO): pyridoxal phosphate binding; L-alanine:2-oxoglutarate transaminase activity
Source: RefSeq, a predicted model, not a curated record